GCGAUAAAAUAUAACUUUUGUUAAAUUACAAAUAAUAAAAAUAAUUGUUAAAGUUGUGUGACAUGUUUUCGCCGGAUAUAUUUACAACGACCAAAUCGGUAAAUAUGUAUAUGGAGCCGACAAAAGUCGAUAGUUCAGUGAGUUAUUCAUGUGGAUCAAAUCAUAUUUUGAAUAUGAAUUCAUCGGCUGUAUUAACGCCAACGUCACCACAAACAUUUUAUUUACCAUCAAAAUCGUUUGAAAACACCGACUAUCAAUUGCAUUCGGAUGGUUUGAAUAGUACUGUUGCGACGUCGCAUCAAUCCACCUUCAACAAUGAUUGUUUCAAUUGGUUCGACAUGGGUUCAGUGGUCGAGACUCCUAAUUCUGUACAAUCGGCCAUUCCAACGGCAUCCACAGCCAAAGCUAUCAAAGAGGAGAUUUUCAAUUUUGAACCGGAGUACAUUGAGUUCUUUCAACGAUACUGUGACAAUCCAGGUAAACAAACAACUGAAUUUGAACAACCCGACAAUGACUAUAUGAAUUUUAAUGAGAGCAAUUGUCAAUCGAAAUCGAUGUGUGCAUCGCCAAAUCUUGAAUCAUGGUUAAAUACCGGUGAUUCAAUAUCACCAAAACCAUCGAAUGGCCUACCACCGAUAUCCACCAUUUCCGAACAAUUUCAAACCAACUAUUUGGAUCGAGACGAUUUCGAUUUAAUCGAAAACGAUUCGGGUGUCAUUCAAAAUGACAUUGAUUUACAAUCGAUGAAUAAUUUCAAUUUCAAUCAAAUCGCCGAAGAUAAAUCGAAUCACGAUGGAAAAAAUAUUUGGGAAAUGCUAAAUUUUGAAACAAGCCAACCAGAAUCACCCACCGAUAAUAUUUUCGUUGAUGAAAUAUUGGAUUGCAAAAAUGAAAUUGUUACGACAUUCGAAACGGACAAACUUUCAAAUAUUACCGCUGAUAAAUCAGACGCCAAAGAAUGGAUAUGCAAAUGGGAAAAAUGCUUUAAGAUUUAUGCGAAUCAAAGUGAAUUGGUGAAACACAUCGAAAAAACGCACAUCGAGGUGAAGAAGGGAGACACAUUUUCGUGCUACUGGUUAGACUGUGCCCGUCAAUACAAACCAUUCAAUGCUCGAUACAAACUAUUGAUUCAUAUGCGAGUUCACAGCGGUGAGAAGCCAAAUAAGUGUCAGUUUGAGGGCUGUGAUAAAUCUUUCUCGCGACUGGAAAAUUUGAAAAUUCAUCAGCGAUCACACACUGGCGAACGCCCUUACGGAUGUCAAUGGAAUGGUUGUUCAAAAGUGUUUAGCAACAGUAGUGAUCGAGCCAAACACCAACGAACACACUUUGAUGCGAAACCAUAUGGUUGUCAAUUGCCAGGAUGUACAAAACGUUAUACGGAUCCUUCGUCUCUAAGGAAGCACGUGAAAAAUCAUGCGAUCAAAAGUCAACAGAAUUCAAAGCGAAAAUUUACCAAAGAAUCGGAAAUUGUGCAAAAACGAUUAAUCACAAGAGAACAACGAUUGAAUGAUCGUUUUACAAGUGUCAGCGCCACCGCCGCACCGGUCAAUGAUGAAAAUGAAGUUAACAUAAAAGAUGAGAUUGAUUUUCAAUCAAAUUCGUUCAACUUUAACGAUUCAUGUGAGAACAAUGAAUUGGAAGAAAGUUGCACGAAUUCAAUUGAUCUGAUGGACAUUUCAAAGUGCAUCAUUGGAAUCGAGGAGGAGAAAAAUGAAUACAAUCAUUACGAACAGAUGAAUAAUCGAACUGAGAAUUCCGCUUCGGCUGAGUUUAAUAACAUUGAAGCCAUAAAACAGUACUUAAUUGAACAACCAAAUGAAUACAUCGAUCUCAACUCAUUGCAAUCCGUUAAACAAGACUAUUUCAAUAACUUUUAAGAGUUUUUUUUACUUGUUCAUCUUCUUAUUCUUCAUAAUCGUUUUUCUUUAAUAUUCGUUAAGUUAGUUCUCGUUUUAUUAGCUUUUAAUU
Messenger RNA from Contarinia nasturtii (swede midge), 1968 nucleotides. Its product is annotated as zinc finger protein GLI4-like. Bases 63 to 1877 code for a protein of 604 amino acids. NCBI's taxonomy places the organism in Eukaryota, Metazoa, Arthropoda, Insecta, Diptera, Cecidomyiidae. Gene Ontology annotation, cellular component: nucleus. Gene Ontology annotation, biological process: regulation of transcription by RNA polymerase II. The record is from RefSeq and is a predicted model, not a curated record. Gene Ontology annotation, molecular function: DNA-binding transcription factor activity, RNA polymerase II-specific; RNA polymerase II cis-regulatory region sequence-specific DNA binding. The transcript has 3 exons.